GGGCGGGAACUCAGCGAAACUGGCAACCCCAGCUAGACGUUCGGUGUGCAAAGCGCAUAGCGCACGGACCCUGACACAGCAGUGAGUUCACGAAGCUGGUUUGUGUUGUAGGUUAUUCAGCGACGUCGACUUGGGAAGUGAUCAAAAAUGGAUGAAUGGGAAGAAGAGGAAGCUAAUACUACUACUACUGCUACCACAAAAACCAGCCAUAGCUCAGUUGAAGAUGGGGGCAAUUGGAGCAAUAUAGGAGGAGAAAGAGGUGGUUUUAGAGGUAGAGGAGGCAGAGGACGCAGCAGAGGUUUUGGCAGAAAUGAUCACAGUGGAGGUGAUAAUGGAGUGUGUGAAAAUGAGUUUAUGGGAGGAAGGCGAGGAGGCGGCGGCAGAGGGGUUGGUUUCAUAGGAGGUGGUUUCGGACGAGGUGGUGGCCAGAAUGGGAAAGGAGGCUUUGGAGGAGGCUACCGUGGAAAAGAUGAGGUCUUUGCUCAGUGGGAAGACAAAGAAAAUAAGGAUACCAGCAAUGGUGACAAACCGAAGGUCACUUAUAUUCCCCCAACCCUCCCCGAAGAUGAAGAUUCAAUUUUUGCCCACUAUGAGACAGGCAUCAACUUUGACAAAUAUGAUGAUAUCAUGGUGGAGGUCAGUGGAACCAGUCCACCGCAGGCUAUCAUGACUUUUGAUGAGGCAGGUUUGUGUGAGUCCCUGAGGAAGACUGUCAGCAGGUCUGGUUAUGUGAAGCCAACCCCUGUGCAGAAACAUGGCAUCCCAAUCAUCUCUGCUGGUAGAGAUCUCAUGGCCUGUGCCCAGACAGGUUCUGGUAAAACGGCUGCGUUCCUGCUUCCUAUUCUCCAGCAGCUGAUGGUAGACGGCGUGGCAGCAAGUUCCUUCAGUGAGCUACAGGAACCUGAAGCCAUCAUUGUUGCCCCAACCAGGGAGCUCAUCAACCAGAUUUACCUUGAGGCCAGGAAGUUUGCCUUUGGGACAUGUGUGCGUCCUGUAGUGGUUUAUGGUGGAGUUAGCACUGGAUACCAAAUAAGAGAGAUUUCAAGGGGGUGCAAUGUGCUGUGUGGAACGCCAGGGAGACUGUUGGAUAUGAUUGGAAGAGGGAAGGUUGGGUUGAGUAAGGUGAGGUACUUUGUGCUGGACGAGGCUGACAGGAUGUUGGAUAUGGGUUUUGAGCCUGACAUGCGCCGCCUUGUGGGCUCGCCUGGCAUGCCAUCUAAAGAGAACCGUCAAACUUUGAUGUUCAGUGCCACCUACCCUGAGGACAUUCAGAGGAUGGCUGCUGAUUUCCUCAAAACUGACUAUUUGUUCUUGGCUGUGGGGGUUGUGGGCGGAGCCUGCAGUGAUGUGGAGCAGACAUUUGUCCAAGUCACCAAGUUCUCCAAGAGGGAGCAGCUCCUUGACCUCCUCAAGGCGACUGGAACAGAGCGCACCAUGGUGUUUGUGGAGACCAAGAGACAAGCUGAUUUUAUUGCUACUUACCUGUGUCAGGAAAAGGUUCCGACUACCAGCAUUCAUGGUGACCGUGAGCAGCGGGAGCGAGAGCAGGCUCUGGCAGACUUCCGCUCGGGCAAAUGUCCGGUCCUGGUGGCAACCUCUGUAGCUGCCCGCGGACUGGAUAUUCCAGAUGUACAACAUGUGGUGAACUAUGACCUCCCCAACAACAUUGACGAAUAUGUCCACCGUAUUGGGCGAACUGGUCGCUGUGGCAACAUUGGAAGGGCGGUAUCUUUCUAUGACCCGAAUGCUGAUGGUCAGCUGGCUCGCUCCUUGGUCACAGUCCUGUCCAAGGCCCAGCAGGAAGUGCCCUCAUGGUUAGAGGAGUCUGCGUUCAGUGGCACUGGUAGCAUGGGCUUCAACUCUUCGAAGAACUUUGCCUCCUCAGACUCCAGGAAGGAAGGAUCUUUCCCGGCUGCUCAGACUGCAACUGAUGAAGAUUGGGAAUAGAGGGGGGAUAUUAGAGCAGCAUAACAUUGACCUGAGUUAUUUUUCUGUUCAGAUGUUCAGCUUGUUGUAGUUUUAUCACAGCGUUUUUGUUUGAGGAAAAAAAAAAAAAAAAAAGGUUUUCAGGCCAGACAAAGUUAGAAAUGUCCAGUGAGAUGUUGGGAGAUGGGAAAAUCAGGCUUUCUGUAGGAUGUGACAGCUUUAUCGGUUUUCACCGACAAGCAAAUUGUUAAAAGUAGAUUUUAUUAUUUGUUUUGAAUCAUCACUGGCAUUUGACAUGGUUAAAAAGGGAAACCAAUAUGUCUGACCAAAAGUAAAAACAUAAGGAUGUUGUAUUCUGACUAUAAUUUGUUUUGUACUAGGAUUAAAGAUCACCAGAAAAUAAAUAUUUCUUCAAAGCAAA
This is a messenger RNA of Scatophagus argus, 2347 nucleotides long. It is a transcript of the gene ddx4, whose product is annotated as DEAD (Asp-Glu-Ala-Asp) box polypeptide 4. The record is from RefSeq and is a predicted model, not a curated record. Gene Ontology annotation, cellular component: P granule; nucleus. Gene Ontology annotation, biological process: cell differentiation; gamete generation. NCBI's taxonomy places the organism in Eukaryota, Metazoa, Chordata, Actinopteri, Scatophagidae. The coding region runs from base 148 to 1947 and encodes 599 amino acids. Gene Ontology annotation, molecular function: RNA helicase activity; ATP binding; RNA binding. The transcript is spliced from 20 exons.